Paramuricea clavata is the source of this 1548-nucleotide messenger RNA. NCBI's taxonomy places the organism in Eukaryota, Metazoa, Cnidaria, Anthozoa, Malacalcyonacea, Plexauridae. The record is from the annotation of a GenBank genome assembly.
AUGCCGAUAGAGAAAGAAGCUCUAGCGGUAACUUGGGCAUGUGAACGGUCAAGCAAUUACAUAAUUGGAAAACCAAUAACAAUUGAAACUGACCACAAACCACUGGUACCUUUAUUAACCAACCAUACCAUCGACAAGUUACCUCCAAGACUACAACGCUACAAGAUGAGACUAAUGAGAUUCCACAUCAAAGAUGUUCGACACGUACCUGGAAAAUUACACUACACAGCCGACACUCUGUCCAGGAAGAUACCUGAAAGCACAGUCCAACCAACCGUAGAAGAAAACGAAAUGAACGCUUACGUUUUAAAUGUAAUUGAUGCUUUGCCCGCAUCUAAUCCGAGAUUGAAGGAAAUCCAACAAGCCCAAGAUGAAGACGAGGUAUGCAAAGAAGUGAAGAAAUACUGUAUGGAUCAAUGGCCAGAAAAGGAUCAUGUCACUCCUGCCGUAAAACCUUACUGGUCAGUACAAGGAGAGCUCACCAUCGCCGACGGGUUAUUGCUCAAAGGAACAAGACUGGUCAUUCCAUCCCGCUUGCAACGCCAAACCCUCAACCAAAUACACGAAGGUCACCAAGGUAUCAGCAAAUGCAGAGAACGAGCCAAAAUAUCCGUUUGGUGGCCAGGACUCAGUGCCCAAAUUAAAGUCAUGGUCGAAAACUGUACAACAUGCAGCAAAUACAGACAGCAGCAUCCAGAACCAUUGAUGCCAACGCCACUCCCUCAAAGACCAUGGCAAUUGAUUGCAACAGACCUUUUUAUUCUAGAAAAGGUUACUUACCUACUGGUGGUAGAUUAUUAUUCUCGCUACGUCGAAGUUGUGGCAUUACCUAAAAGUACAAGUUCAUCGAAGAUCAUUCAAGCCCUGAAAACCAUUUUCGCCAGGCACGGGAUUCCUGACGAGGUACGUUCCGACAAUGGGCCUCAAUAUCAUAGUGACGAAUUCGCCCAGUUUGCAAAGGAGUGGGGAUUCAAACACAGUACCAGCAGCCCUCGUUAUCCUCAAGCGAACGGCGAAGUGGAACGAGCAGUAAAGACAGUGAAAAACAUCCUGAAGAAGGAACAAGAUCCAACAAAAGCACUACUGGCAUAUAGAUCAACACCAUUAGCAAGCGGAUACUCUCCAGCAGAACUCCUUAUGGGAAGAAAGAUAAAGUCAACAAUACCAAUAACGCUACCACAUUUACCACCACAACUGCCAAACCAGAAACUCUUCAUAGAAAAGGAAGAAGUGUAUAGAUCGAAGCAGAAAAAGAACUUUGACAAUCGCCACAAAGCUCAACCAUUAAAACCUCUACCACCAGUUUACAUCACAGACAUGGAUUGUACCGGAACAGUAAUUAGACCAUCAAAGAAACCAAGGUCAUAUCUGGUUGAUACUCCUACAACGGUAGUAAGACGAAACCGAGUACAGCUGCAAAACAUUCCCAAGGACAUUGAUAAGAAACAAGACAAACAGGAAACAACACCAUCAUUAAAUAUAAAUAGCAGACCUAACAGAAUUAAAACAUGGUCUUUGAAAGCAAGAGAAAAUCUUGGACUAGAGUAG